Molecule: messenger RNA, 1987 nt
Organism: Paralichthys olivaceus (Japanese flounder)
Lineage: Eukaryota; Metazoa; Chordata; Actinopteri; Pleuronectiformes; Paralichthyidae
Source: RefSeq, a predicted model, not a curated record
ACGGGUGACGUCACGGACACUACGUCCAUCUUUAUAUACAGUCUAUGAUCUUCACUCGGACCACCUAGCGUCCACUCGCCCCUCUCACCUGGGCUUGUUCAAAUGUAAGUUCAUAUCUUUGCCUGGAGCAUGACAAUACCUGCUUAAUAUGUGCAACAGAUGGAGGAAGUCAUGGGACUCCUCCCUCACAUGCAGACUGGUUGAUCCUGUCUGUCUUUUUUGCCUGAGUUUGCUUUUCUUCAUUUCCCUAUUUUAUUCUUGUUGAGAAUGGCUGUGAACACGAAGCCAAAUACUGUAAUAAUAGGAUGCGGGAUAUCAGGAAUAUCUGCGGCGCACAGGCUGUUGAAAGCUGGAUUUCACAAUGUGCGAAUACUAGAGGCGACUGCGAGGAGCGGAGGAAGAAUAAAAACUGCAAAACUGGGUAAUACCAUCACAGAGAUAGGUGCAACUUAUAUCCAUGGCCCAUCUGAGGAGAAUCCAGUGUUUUGUUUGUCCCGGGACUAUGGCCUCCUUGACCCAGAGGCCCUCACUGAAGAGAACCAGGCCAUAGCUGUUGAUGAAAAACCUCGUUAUUUACCCAACUGGUUCAGCAGUUCAGGUCAGAAGCUGAUGGUUGAACACGUGAUUGCUGCUGUAGAGAUGCAUGAUGAGCUGAUGAAAGAUCUUGCACAGAUUAAGAACAGGGAAGAAACACCGUGGGCCAGUGUGGGGGAUUUUGUACAAUCUGAGUUGCCACAGCGAGCAGCCGAGAGGUGGAAAGAUAGGGAUGAAACCACCAGGGAGCUGUUAAUGUCUGCCAUCAGUACCCUGAUGAAGCUGGAGUGCUGUGACAGUGCCGCUCACAGCAUGGGUGACUUGGACGUGGUGGGAUUUAAUUUGUUCAAGAAUCUCACUGGAGUGGACUGCACCAUUCCAAGUGGAAUGGAAGCCCUGAUCGAAAAAUUGAUGUCAGAGCUCCCUCGUGAUGUAGUGUCCUACAAUCAUCCUGUGCGCUGUGUCCACUGGAACAACACGGGGAGCAGAGAACACGCAGUGACGGUUGAGUGUAUGGAUGGCAAGAGGAUCGCUGCUGAUCAUGUUAUUGUUACAAUACCUCUAGGAUACCUUAAGAAGCACUACUCAACCCUGUUCUGUCCACCUCUACCAGUGCACAAGCUUCACUCCCUCCAGAAACUAGGAUUUGGAACAUGCAACAAAAUAUUUGUGGAGUUUGAUUCACCCUGGUGGGAUCCUGACUGUGAGGUCAUCUACCUGCUGUGGACAGACGAGGAUGAUCCCUCAGGGCAGGGGUCAGAUAUAAGAAAAUCCUGGAUGCGCCAAAUUUUUGGCUUUACUGUGCACCAACCCUCUGAAAGGAACAGCCAUGUUCUCUGUGGCUGGAUUGCUGGGCAUGAAGCAGAGUAUAUGGAGACACUCAGUGAGCAGGAGGUCAGAGGUGCCAUCACGGAGCUCAUCCAUUCAUUCACACGAAACCCCACCAUCACUCUGAGAAGAAUCGUGUGCACAAAGUGGUUCCAUGACCCCUGGACAUGUGGAUCAUAUUGUCACCCAGCAGUAGGAUGUUCAGCAGAGGACUUUGAGAACAUGAUGGAGCCACUGCCUUCGAAGGGAACACAGUCACAGCCCCUGCAGGUGUUGUUUGCUGGAGAAGCUACUCAUCCUUGCCACUACUCCACCAUCCACGGAGCUCUUCUCACUGGGUGGAGAGAAGCUGAUCGACUGAUCGCCCACUACUCCACCAUCAGUCCUUAUUAAACACAUUCAUAUUGUUAUCUGCAUGUUAUGUUUUUGGGUCAAAAAUGAAUGAAGGAAAAAAAUAAUGCAGUAACCUGACAUUGUUAAAUGAGUUUUCCAGUGGUGGAAGAAUCACAAUGUAGUGGAACAUGGGUAAUGUAAUGAUACAUUUAUAAUCAAUAGUAGGAAUGUGUUCUGUGUUCAGAUGGUUCAGUUUAAUGUUCUGAGAUGAAUAAAUAUGACGUUUACUGUU